UACCCAAAGAAAACAAUACUUCACUUAAAUCAUGAGUCAAUAUUUUGCUAAAUCGAUGAUGGACCUGAAUAGUUCAAGUAGUCACAUAGGGGUUCCACGCCUCGAUUUGAAAAAGACGCUGAGUCAGAAUGAUCUCAGUCCACGGACAUUCUUUACCACUGGCUCAAAAUCUGACAUACUAAGUCCGCGAUACUUUGAGGACACACCGGCCCCAAAUUCUUAUCGAAUGAAGACUACUAUAGGCAGUACACCAGGAGUGUCAUUCAAAGGGGACCGGAAGAGGAAUUUUGAUUCCGCGAGAAAGGAGGCAUGUUUUCUUUUGCCGAAUCUAGUGGAUGAUACACCCGGUCCAAAUGCUUACAACGUGGAGGAAAAGUUUGGUUUUGGGAGUAGCAGAGCUUCAUUAAAAGGUCGUCGAAGUGGACCGUUUCAGUCAAAUCGAGGUCAAAUGCAUGUAACACCCCAGUUUGAUGAAAGAGGCUCAAGAUUAUUAGGCCCUCAAACUUAUGAUAUACCCUCUUCAAUGGGAAAAUCACCAGGAGUUUCUUUGAAAGGAAAUCGUGAAAGGAACUUCAAUGAAACCCCAAGACUGAACUGUGGGUUCCUUCUUCCAAAAACUAUAGAGAAAACACCAGGUCCUGGAAGUUAUAAUAUUGGUACAACGGUAGGAGUUCAGUCCCCAUCUCCAAGUUUUAAAGGUAGUAGAAGUAGCCUUGGUCCAUACCAGACUGACACUGGCCGAACAUAUAUCGGCCCUGAAUUGUCGACUAAAAGGAGGAACGAUAAAAUAUACGACGUACCUGUAGCUGUUGGUAAGACUCCUGGUGUGUCAAUGAAGGGGGAUAGGCAUAGACGGUUUGACACUGCUAAGAACCAGAAUGCCGUGUUCUUGGUUCCGGAUAUGAUCGACCAAACGCCAGCUCCAGGGGGAUACGAGAUUAAAAGCACAAUCGGAACAGAUACUACAGCAGUGUCAUUUAAGGGAUCUCGUGCAGAAAGCAGAGCUCAGACGAGACAAAAGUCAAGACAGCGAACAUUUGUUGAAAUGAACACACCUGGUGUUAGUUUCAAAGGAGACAGAACCCGACGAUUUGAUCACUUGAAAGAAUAUCACGCUACAUUUUUGCUUCCCGCGGAAUCAAAUGAUGCUCCUGCCCCGGGUUCGUACAACAUUAAAACAACAAUCGGAAGUGGUUUCAAUGGUUUAAAAGACAGUCGGGUUCGGGAUCACUAUGGUGGACCAUUCCAAGCAAACAGUGGUCCAAUGUAUAUCAAACCCGAGAUUAACACAGAAGAUAAAACUCCGGGACCAAACGAUUAUAAAGUGAAUAGCUCAACUUUGUUUUCUUCCCCUGCCGUCUCCUUCAAGGGGAGGCGACUCAGAUCCCUUUUUGGAGAGCCAACACGACCGGGUCCCACAGAUUACACCCUUACUAAAGCAAACCUCCGGAAGACCCCAAUGUUCACUAAUCGCCAAAAGACAAAACCGCCAUUCCCGGAUUCUUUGAACUACACACCAAAAGACGCCGGUGAUUUACCCGGACCCGGAAGUUACAGCACCCGGAAGAAGUUCUCUGCGAAUGAUUCUCCUGCAUAUAAAAUAGGAGAGAAACUCCAGGAGAAAUUAAAUGAAAACCCUGCCCCCAAUAAGUACGAGUACGAAAAGGGAGUGCCAGAAGGACCCGCCUUCUCCAUGGGAAAACGAUUUGAUAUCCCGGACAGUCGGUUAAGUCCAGGGCCUGCUACUUACUCCCCACAAGAUCUAGCUGGGGCUCCUAAAUACUCCAUAACAGGAAGGCAUCCAAACUCCAAAGCCGAGGAAGGACCAGGUCCGAAUGCAUACAACCUACAGCAUGAUCAGCACACGGAAGUCGGAACAACUCUUAAAAGUAGAGCCAGUCCGUAUGUGUAUUCCGGAUUCCAGACUAACAAGUUUAUGGAGGAUAAGGGGCCCAGUACUCUUGCUGCUCAAGGCUGAUUUCUUCCCUUUUUCAGCGUUGAAAAGGAGAACUAUCAAAUAUUAUGUAUCGGUUUAUUGUUUGUUAAAAUGAAAUAAACUGUCAGUAUUACAUACUUUCCUAUUAACAUUCAUUCAUAGUCUACGAUGUAUACAUUUUAUUUUAUUCCCUUUUAUAUAUAACAUGAACUUGUUUGCAAAUUGAUAAUUCUCAUGCAGUGUUAUACAGUUUUAAUAUGCAUAUAUGAAUUUUUGAAGAUAAGCAUGCAAUCACAAAUAUAGGUUUAGUAUUAAGAAAGAAACUAUAUAUAUACAUGAAAUUCAAGUUAUUUUAUUGUAUUAUAUUUUCAUGAUAAACAACAUUUACUCAUGUCCUCUC
Saccostrea echinata is the source of this 2336-nucleotide messenger RNA. RefSeq lists its product as uncharacterized. The transcript is spliced from 6 exons. The coding region runs from base 32 to 1978 and encodes 648 amino acids. The record is from RefSeq and is a predicted model, not a curated record. Gene Ontology annotation, cellular component: cytoskeleton. NCBI's taxonomy places the organism in Eukaryota, Metazoa, Mollusca, Bivalvia, Ostreida, Ostreidae.